CCCGCUCGGCAAUGGCUUGGAAUAUGUACUUCCCCGCCACCGCCACCGCAUCAUCAGCUUUACCCUCAACGACGGCUCGCUGUUAAAUGUGAAGACGUGCACCAUCAUUGGUGGUGUGCACGCAACCGAGGUCAUCGCCGCCCAGCGUGUCUUCUACGGCCAGAAACUGGCUGUUCGCGUACCCAAUCCUCCUUACGGUCUUGCCCAAGUCAUUGGCUACGCCUUCGGCGGCCUUUUUCGCCGAUUUAUUGUCUAGCCGUCGAGGAUAAUCUGGCCCGGCGCGCUCAUCAACGCCGCGCUUUUCAAUACGCUUCACACACACCAUGCCUGUCGCCAUCCGGGACACAUGAUCCGCGAACGCUUCACGCUCCUCGCUAGCUUCGUGUGGUACUGGGUGCCCGGAUAACUUUCUGGUCACCGACUCAGCGUCAUGAACUGUGUGUGUAGGAUCGAGCCGGACGACAUCGUCGUCAAUUAAUUCUUCGGCACCGACACCAGCAUGAUAUCGCGUACAUCGGCAGUCUUCCUGUAGUUCCAUAGUGGGCGGAGGCGAACACCUUCGUGUCGUUCAUCCUGUGGUUCUGGGUCCUCACUCUGAUCCUCCAUACCGCAACGUCUUCUUUGCCAAGUUCCUCUGGCUUCAAUACGUAAGACAACACGGGCGUUUCCUACGACGCCAUCAGGGUUGUCCCCCAUGGUGUCUUCAAUGUGGAGAAGAAUAGGGCCUACUCCCCGGUCUUCAUUUCUACUAUGUUUGCGCUCUCUUACGGUGUUUCCUUCGCCGCCUUCACUGCUGUCAUUGUCUACGUCUUC
Punctularia strigosozonata HHB-11173 SS5 is the source of this 813-nucleotide messenger RNA. RefSeq lists its product as uncharacterized. NCBI's taxonomy places the organism in Eukaryota, Fungi, Basidiomycota, Agaricomycetes, Corticiales, Punctulariaceae. The annotation marks the transcript as partial. The transcript is spliced from 2 exons. The record is from RefSeq and is a predicted model, not a curated record.